Messenger RNA from Anopheles cruzii, 1128 nucleotides. RefSeq names its product myosin heavy chain, non-muscle-like. Gene Ontology annotation, cellular component: myosin complex. The record is from RefSeq and is a predicted model, not a curated record. NCBI's taxonomy places the organism in Eukaryota, Metazoa, Arthropoda, Insecta, Diptera, Culicidae. The transcript has a single exon. Bases 1 to 1128 code for a protein of 375 amino acids.
AUGGCAGCUGAACGGGCAAUGUCAGUGCAUGACAGCCGGCACAACAAGGAGUACGUGAAUUCGUGGCAUCGUAGGCUUGGGCAACGAGACCCGGCAGCUCUGAAGGUUAAGGUGCUUCAACGGAAGCAGCCGGAAAAGGAAGAGUUGUUGCAGAAGCAGGAAGAGAUGUUGCGGAAGCAGGAAAAGCGACUAAAGAGUGGGUAUAACUCGGGAAAGUCGGCGUGCUUCGAGUGCAAGAAGCGAACGAAAAGCUUGUUAGAAUCGAUGGAUAAUUCCUCGAAGGAAGAGAUGAGUCAUGGCUUGUCGAGGAAGAGUUCAUAUAUCGAUCAGUCAAAUGGUCUGAAAGGAAGAUCUUUCGCAGUCAGCGUUAGUCAGGAACAGUCGGAACAGAAGUGCUGCGGGCUUUUGGUGAAAGCAUUGGGCAAUCUGGAAGCCGAGUUGGACAAAGAACGCAAACAGCGGGCGGCGGCAGUGGCCGCAAAGGAGAGGCUCGAGAAUGACUUCAAGGACAUGGAGGCAACACUCGAGGUGAACAAUAAGGUGAUGGUAGACGUCAUACGGGAGCGCGUGGGUCUGCAGGACAAGGUCACGAAGCUGCAGCAGGAAGCGAAAAACAUCACGCAGCCGUUGGACGAUGCCGAACAUAAGACUUCGGUGGCCAUCAAGGGUGCUAGUAAUCUAGAUAGUCAACUGACCGAAUCGCAGCAACUGUUGGAGGAGGAAACGCGCAAGAAGCUAAUCCUCAGUUCGAAGCUGUGUCAGAUCGAGUCCGAGAAGCAGGCGCUCAUGGAGCAGCUGGAUGUGAACGAGAAGGCCAGGAAGAGCUACGAAAAGCUGACUGAGUCGAACGUUACGAUCCAGGAUAUGAGGAAACGCUUUGAGGAAGAGUCAAAACUGACUAAGGGGCUGGAAGAGCUAAAGAGAAAGAUUCAGUCGGAGCUGGAGGAUGAGAACAGCGUCGAUCUGGAUGGGGCGGGCCAUGGGCUCGAGACGGAGCAACAGGCCAGGUUGGUGGCUCAGGGGGCCACGUUCAAGCAGAUCGGACGCGCCCUCUCGGAGGACGGAGCACGGCGAGGACGCGAGCAGCUGCAGCGUGCCCAGGAGACACUGGCACGGUUGGCGGAGUAA